UAGAUAGAGCUGGAGACUGACAAGCCGAGAGGAACGCGCAGGAGUUGGACGUUCUGAAAAAAAGUGCGGAACCGGAUUAACCGCCCAGAACCGCGAACCGAACCGAACCGAACCGUCUCCGUCCUGCUGGAGCUGGAGUUUAAUACAGAAUAACGCCGUCUCGUCCUGUCCUGUCUCGUCUCGACUUGUCUUUGCAGAGAACUGUACACGCAUGACAUCUCUGGACUCGGCUUCCAGGGAGACCAGGUUUCCCGCGGGAACGCGACUCGUUACCAUAGCAAUAAGAUCGCCAAUUAAUCUGUCUCCUAAUUACAAUGCUCCUGUCACUGGGGUUCUGGACUCGGUCGCCUUUCUGACUCGAUAACCUUUUUUUUUUCUUUUCUUUUUUUUCUGGGGGGACAAUCAGAGCACAUCUGGAUACCUGAGCUCUCCUCACUUCGUGGGAUAAUUAAUUUAAUUAACAAUUUCUUUAUUAAUUAUCAAUAUCUCUGAGGGGAAAAAUACAUAUACAUAUCUAUAUAUACAAGCGAAGAUGUCGACCAAAGAAAUGAAAGAAAAACAGUCAACCACUGAACGUAUCGUUAAAAGCGUGCCCCUCCCGCCUCACCAGCGGCUCACCAUGAAGGAGCUGUUCGUGAACGGCAAGCCCAGCACCGAGCUGCUGAAGAGCCACCUGGUGAAAGAGGGCCGCUUGGAGGAAGAAGUCGCCUUGCGCAUCAUCAACGAGGGCGCCGGCAUCCUGCGGCAGGAGAAGUGCAUGCUGGAGGUGGAGGCGCCCAUCACCGUAUGCGGUGAUGUCCACGGCCAGUUCUUUGACCUGAUGAAGCUUUUCGAGGUGGGAGGGUCACCAGACAACACGCGCUACCUCUUCCUCGGCGACUACGUUGACCGAGGCUACUUCAGCAUCGAGUGCGUGCUCUACCUGUGGGCGCUGAAGAUCAACCACCCGACCACGCUGUUCCUGCUCAGAGGCAACCACGAGUGCCGGCACCUCACCGAGUACUUCACCUUCAAACAAGAGUGUAAAAUAAAGUACUCGGAGCGCGUGUACGACGCGUGCAUGGAAGCGUUCGACUGUCUGCCCCUCGCCGCGCUCCUCAACCAGCAGUUCCUCUGCGUUCACGGAGGCCUUUCACCCGAAAUCAACUGCUUAGACGACAUCAGGAAGUUAGACAGGUUUAAGGAGCCGCCGGCGUUCGGGCCGAUGUGCGAUCUGAUCUGGGCCGACCCGGGCGAGGAUUACGGCAGCGAAAAGACCUCGGAGCACUUUAACCACAACUCGGUGCGCGGCUGCUCGUACUUUUUCAGUUACCCUGCUGUCUGUGACUUCCUGGCAAACAACAACCUGCUGUCAGUGAUAAGAGCGCACGAAGCCCAGGACGCGGGGUACAGGAUGUACAGGAAGAGCCAGACCACCGGCUUUCCCUCGUUAAUCACCAUUUUCUCCGCUCCUAAUUACCUCGACGUGUACAACAACAAAGCUGCUGUCCUGAAGUACGAAAACAACGUCAUGAACAUCCGUCAGUUCAACUGCUCACCUCAUCCCUACUGGCUGCCCAACUUCAUGGACGUCUUCACGUGGUCGCUGCCCUUCGUCGGCGAGAAAGUGACCGAGAUGCUGGUCAACGUGCUGAACAUCUGCUCGGAUGACGAGCUCAUGUCAGAGGCAGACGACCUGUACGAAGGUGGAGCCCCAGCAGCUCGUAAGGAGGUGAUCAGAAAUAAAAUCCGUGCCAUCGGCAAGAUGGCCAGAGUUUUCUCCGUGCUCAGAGAGGAAAGCGAGAGCGUUCUGACCCUUAAAGGACUGACCCCGACCGGGACGCUACCACUGGGAGUGCUGUCUGGAGGCAAACAGACUUUACAGAAUGCCACGCUGUUGGCGAAGGAGGGCAAAGCUAUCCAAGGCUUCUCCCCGACACGGAAGAUCCGCAACUUCGAGGAGGCGCGUGGCCUCGACCGGAUAAAUGAGCGAAUGCCGCCACGGAAGGACGGCCAGCGCGGUCCAGGCACGCUCGUGACGGAAAAGAACGGCACAGACGUGACGGUGUAAGGAACGCUGCGCUCCACCUCCUUCUCCGUCACAGUGUUCAAUCUCUCUCUGUUAAGCUUUACUGUAGAGAAAAAAAACAGGACACCUCCUAUCGUAUCGGAGAAGCCAGGACUCCUGACAUGAGUCCAGAGAGUGAGGACAAUUCACUCACCACUACGAGAUUUCAUUGUUCAAACGACAUGUAUUGAAUAUUAUGUGUACGUGCUAGCAGUGUUUUCAACCAUGGACGAGUCUUCGAGACGCCUCCGGAUCUCUUUCCGUUCCCCCAUCCCCCCCAGGGGCGAGACAUUUACAGGGUCGCCUGUUUAACCCCAAAUACCUUUUCUUUUUAUAAUUAUUUUUUUUUACCUUGGUCAUGUAGAAAGGGUGGAAACGAUGACGGCUUUCAAAGUGUCUCAUGUUUACAGUUGCUUGACCAGAGGUCAUGGGAGUCCAAACUGAUAAAGUCAUCUUAAAAUCAAGCCGGGUUCUGUUUAAUUAACAGUUUACAAAUUUUAAUAUUAAUUCUUUUCACCCACACUUGACCACAAACGAACUAUGUUUUUAACUACGAAGCUACAAAACAUAGAUUGAUGACAACGUCUUUACGGCAUAAGAUUUUAAGUAACACGAUUGUUUCUAUGUAUUAAUAUAAAAACUCUAAUUGUUUUGCUAUGUAUUAAAGGAAGUACCUGUCGUGUUCCAUAUUGUGUUAUUGGAAAGUAAAGCCCAAAACCAAAGAUUGCAGAUAAGACAUGUUUGGAUGGCUUUGCAUUGGGUGAAGCUUUGUAACCAAGUGGACUGUGCUAAACAUUGACCAUGGCUGAGGCGUCCCUUUAAGGAGAAAAAAAUAUAUAUAGGAGUAUCCCCAGAGCCAAAACCUUUCCUUGAAGUAUUUUACAUUGUGGGGUAGUAAGCAGUUACAAUCUUGUGUGUUUGUGUAAAACUUUAAGAAAGCCGGUUCGUUUUUAACUCUACACAAGGCUCGCCGUGCGGUGUCGAGCCUAACCGUGUCCUCUCUUUAACACUUGCUUUCAAAGAUUGUGAUAUUUUAUACGUGUUUGUUGAUUGUAAUUCUGGAAAACGUUUGUAAAUCGAAGGAGAAAUGGGAAAUGCUCCCAAGCGUUUAUUCUUCACAGGGAUAAUAUAUACAGUAUAUAUCCUGGAGGAUUUUUUUGAGAUAUUAUAUACUUAAUUAACGUUGAUGGUACUGUAUCUUAAAAUAUUCACAUAUUUGUGAUACCUGCUUUCGUGCUGUACUGAAGAGAAUUGUGUAUGUUUUGAAUUUGAUCCGAUUUACCAGAACGGUCUUUAAGCAGGGGCGCGCCAAUCAGCACACUAUACCUCCAUGUUCCCAAGUGUCUGAUGGGAAACCGUGUGAUUUUAUUCAAGCUUGGAGAUGUUGUCUAGCUUUUAUCGGAGUAUCGUCAGCUUUUAUAGUGAACUUUUUAACUUUGCUACAUGAAUUUCUGAAAAGCUGUGUACCUCUUGUGUCUGAAUGAAGGAAACGGCUUUGUAGAUUAAAAAAAAAAAAACAUGAGGGAAAAUUCCAGCUGGAGUUAAAACCCGGAUUAGUUCCCCUUUUUGAUUAUUUGGUUUAUAUAUAGAAAUCAGCAAAAUCUAAAUUCUAACGCGUCCUAGAACUAUAUACUGUAGAUGUUUGUCAGUACAUUUGUACGGUAUAACAUACGAUUAGAUACUACUUUUCAGGUUUACAACAAACAAGCAAACAGACGGAAAAAAAAUGGCUGUGGGCGGGAACACACUCACUCAGUCAUUUUCUAUACCGCUUUAUCCUGUAUUCAGGGUCGCGGGAACCUGAAGCCUAUCCUGGGAGGCUUAGGGCACGAGGCAGAGUACACCCUGGACAGGGUGCCAAUCUAUCGCAGGGCACACACACAUGAUGCUGGCAGAGAUAAUGUCAGGGUGUGGUGUGCACCUUGUUGUUCAGAAAUGGUACCUUGUCUGAGCAGCGGCUUUCUAACUCUUAGUUAGUAGCGCCUUUGUUUGCUUAAGGAAUGCCCUCAAUUCUCCACCGGUGCAUAAUGAAGCAGCUUUGGGUUUUAAUCGCAGCUUUUAAUUUUAAUUCUUAACAAGGAAAGAAAGUAAAUAUAUGAAUUGCGGUGGAGUACCUCAGGGUUCACUUCGUGGCCCUUUAAAGAUUCACGCACAUCCACUUAUAAGUCCAGAGCAGCCAUGCCACUACAGUAUGUAACUUAUUGGUUUUGUUUAGUUUUUUCUUUGCUUACACCUCGCUUUUUUAUGAAGGAAAUGAUAGACCUGUGCACUGCUUUACCCGAACUAUACAGAUUAAAGCGUCAGGGCCCGAGUCUCAGUGGCCCUGAUUUCACUCGUGAUACGUGCAAUGUAGAGAAUCUGUUUUUAAAGUAGAUGAGGGAAAUGAGUCACGUUGUGAAGGACAUAUUGCACACAACGACAACAGGUCAUUAAAGGAUGAGCGGUAACUUUGCUCAAAUAUUUAUAAGGUGGCGGCAUCAGUUUAUUCUUGAUUUUAUCUAGAUGUUCCACUGAAGAGAGAAAAAAAGAGAAAUAAAAUGUGUUACACUGUGUAAGUGUUAUCAUAUUUGGUUUGUUUCAUUUUGUUCUGGGUUUAAACUGGGUUUUCAUCAUUUGAAGUGAAUAUAAUUUAAA
Clarias gariepinus (North African catfish) is the source of this 4681-nucleotide messenger RNA. It is a transcript of the gene ppp3cca, whose product is annotated as protein phosphatase 3, catalytic subunit, gamma isozyme, a. The transcript is spliced from 14 exons. Bases 533 to 2050 code for a protein of 505 amino acids. Gene Ontology annotation, cellular component: calcineurin complex; cytoplasm. Gene Ontology annotation, molecular function: calmodulin binding; calmodulin-dependent protein phosphatase activity. Gene Ontology annotation, biological process: calcineurin-mediated signaling. Lineage: Eukaryota; Metazoa; Chordata; Actinopteri; Siluriformes; Clariidae. The record is from RefSeq and is a predicted model, not a curated record.